AUGCAGCACGUUACGUCGUUCUUUCGAUCUCAUUCCCAUCCAUUUGAUUUACCAACGGAAGGAAAGAAAACUUCCAGAAGGAAUUCAAGUAGUAGACCAUCGUUGAAAAGUCGCACACCAUCAGCCUCUUCUAUCAUAGACGACAAAGCAGCCAAGAUGCCCGACCUUUCUCUUACCCACAAACGUAUCUCGAUACCCGGUCUUCAUUCCCCCAAAACUUCUUCGAAAUCUAUUCCUCAAUAUCACGGUGCAACACUCGACUGUGCCAUUGAGUCACCACCAUUGGUUCUCUAUGGUUCUACCAGUUCGAGCACUGGCGCAUUACUCUCAGGUCAAUUAAAGUUACACAUUCACGAUGAGAGUUUUGCAAUUGAAUCUUUCAAGAUGCGAUUGGCAUUGGAGGUCACACAAAAGAAACCAUUCCAUGCGCAUUGCCAUGAAUGUACCCACCAAUCAAAGGAUUUAACGACGUGGAAUUUCCUUCAAGGUCCAGCUACACUUCGCAAAGGUGAACAUGACUUUCCAUUCAGCUUUCUCCUUCCUGGACAUCUACCUGCAAGUAUGAAGGGUAGCUUGUCCAACAUCGAAUACGUUCUCAAAGCUACAUUGGUGCCAAAGACUGGCGAGCCAAUGAAACUCUCCCACAUCCUCAAUAUUAAGCGUGCCAUCAUCCCUUCCGACACACCUCGAAACUCGAUCCGAAUCUUUCCACCAACAAAUUUGACUGCGAACUGUCAACUUCCUCCUGUCAUCUAUCCAAUCGGUGAAGCAAACAUUUCCAUGCGCAUGGAUGGUGUUGUAAAUCGUAAUGUGGAUGCAAAGACACAGAACCAUUGGAAGUUGAAGCGUUUGACGUGGCGUUUGGAUGAAACUCACAGAGUGAUCUCACCAGCAUGCCCCAAACAUGCCUCCAAAGUGACCAAGGAAGGUGAGAGCAAGAAAGGUGCUGCUCAUCAAGAUGCCCGCACUCUAGCAACUGAGGAGAUCAAAUCUGGAUGGAAAUCAAAUUACGAUACAGCGGAUGGAGCCAUUGAAAUCGAAUUUCCUAUCUCGAUUCGUCCUGAUGCAAAACCAAUUUGCGAUAUGAAAGCUGAAGAUGGCACGGAAGUUUUCCACACUCUCAUUGUUGAGAUGAUUGUUUCCGAAGAAUUCGCACCUAUCAAAAAACCAACACAAGUAACACCAACUGGAGGCGCAAGAGUUUUAAGAAUGCACUUCAACCUCACAGUUACCGAGAGAUCGGGGUUGGGCAUCUCAUGGGAUGAGGAACAACCUCCUCUAUAUGAGAAUGUUCCCGCCAGCCCCCCAACUUAUGUCAACACGGAAUUGUAUGACGGACCCCCCAUUCCUGAUUAUGAACAUUUACCAGCAUUGGAUGGCGCAAAUGGAAGUGACCACAGAGCUCAUUAA
This is a messenger RNA of Botrytis byssoidea, 1410 nucleotides long. RefSeq lists its product as uncharacterized. The transcript has 2 exons. The record is from RefSeq and is a predicted model, not a curated record. Gene Ontology annotation, cellular component: cytoplasm; cytosol; plasma membrane. Gene Ontology annotation, molecular function: ubiquitin protein ligase binding; protein-macromolecule adaptor activity. Lineage: Eukaryota; Fungi; Ascomycota; Leotiomycetes; Helotiales; Sclerotiniaceae. Gene Ontology annotation, biological process: ubiquitin-dependent endocytosis. The coding region runs from base 1 to 1410 and encodes 469 amino acids.